Messenger RNA from Pipistrellus kuhlii (Kuhl's pipistrelle), 1292 nucleotides. Its product is annotated as cysteine-rich secretory protein 2. The record is from RefSeq and is a predicted model, not a curated record. Gene Ontology annotation, cellular component: extracellular region. The coding region runs from base 52 to 786 and encodes 244 amino acids. NCBI's taxonomy places the organism in Eukaryota, Metazoa, Chordata, Mammalia, Chiroptera, Vespertilionidae. The transcript is spliced from 9 exons.
ACUAUUCUAUUAGUAAAGCAGAUACUCCAUCCUGCUCUGAAGACCAACACAAUGGCUUUACUCUCAGUGGUGGUGUUUUUGGCUGCUGUCCUGCUUCCACCUUUACCUGCAGAAAGUAAGGAUCCAGCCUUUUCUGCUUUGUUAACCACUCAAACGCAUAUCCAAAAAGAUAUUGUAAAUAAACACAAUGCAUUAAGGAAAUCAGUCUCUCCACCUGCCAGCAACAUGCUACAGAUGGAAUGGAACAGAGAAGCAAUGAUAAAUGCCCAGAAGUGGGCAAACAAGUGCACUUUAGAACACAGUAAGCCAGAGGAACGACAAACCAGUACGAAAUGUGGUGAGAAUCUCUAUAUGUCAAGUGACCCUACUGAGUGGUCAAAUGCACUCCAAAACUGGUUUGAUGAGAGUGACGAUUUUGUUUAUGGUUCAGGACCAAAGUCUUCCAGUGUAGUGGUUGGACAUUAUACCCAGCUUGUUUGGUACUCAUCUUACCGUGUUGGAUGUGGAAUUGCUUAUUGUCCCAAUCAAGAAAAUCUAAAAUACUACUAUGUUUGCCACUAUUGUCCUGCAGGCAAUAAUGUGAGUAAAAAGAAUACCCCUUACCAACAAGGAACACCCUGUGCCAGUUGCCCUACUAGCUGUAACAAUGGACUAUGCACCAAUAGUUGUGAGUAUGAAGAUCUCCUUAGUAACUGUGAUUCCUUGAAGACAACAGCAGGCUGUGAGCAUGAAUUGCUCAAGGAAAAGUGCAAGGCUACUUGUCUAUGUCAAGACAAAGUUUUCUGAAAUGCUCAACACGCAAUGCACAAGAUUAAGUGGAAAAGGGCUGCAUUACUUAGACCUGGUGGAGAAAGGUGCAUCAUUUUUAAUUGACACAUCCCAGAGGGGAAAUUGUAAGCCUGUUAGUGACACAUUUGAUUCCAAAGAGCAAUGCAUCUUUUUCUCUAGGAUCUUCACAGUAAUCUCUCUCAUACAUCAAUUUACAAAAGCAACACGAUGCCAACUUAAGACUUUAGAUACAUUUGUUACUUUAAAGUGAACGAAUUAAAUCACGUUGAGGAUGUCUAAAGUUGUAACCACAGGAUUUAGGUCACUAGAAUUUUGGACUAAAAGGAAGAAUCACAUGUUUCAUGAAACAACUUGGAGGAAAAAAAAAAACACACCUGUAACAUCAUUGUCAUUCCUACUACAUGAUUUUUUACAUGUAUAAAGAAUGAAUUCAAAGAUUGGAUCUACCUUUGUCUUAUGGUGUCCUUUAAAAACAAAAGUAGCUUUUAGAAUAAAGAACAUAC